Miniopterus natalensis is the source of this 3534-nucleotide messenger RNA. Lineage: Eukaryota; Metazoa; Chordata; Mammalia; Chiroptera; Miniopteridae. The record is from RefSeq and is a predicted model, not a curated record.
UAUUUAUUUAUUUAUUUAUUUAUUUAUUUAUUUAUUUAUUUAUUUAUUUUUGGUGUAGCCAGCUGGUCUGUUUGUUGUCUCCUCCCCACUGGAUAGAGAGCAGUGCCUGGAAUAUAAUAUACACUUAAUAAGCAUUUGUUGAUUUAAUGAAUGGAAAAGCACUUUGGGAAUAGAUGCUUUAAAUAUUCUGCUUUCUUAUACUUAAAAAAAUAAACAAGAAGUAUCCCCCCCCCAAAUUUAGAUUUUCCUUGCUCCUGCUUAACUUGGAGGAAUACUACUUUGAACAGCAUACAGCUCAUCAUACUCAGCGGAAGGGCAGUCAGAAUGAGAGGAGAGUCAGAGGCUCUUUAAAAAUAUGUUCAAAAUCAGUUAUUUUUGAACCAGAUGCAAUAUCCCAGCCCAUCAUUAAGAUUCUUUUGAGAGACUGUAUAAAAAUAGGAAAACAUGGAGAAAACGGAGCCAGUAAACACUUUGCAAAGGCAAAAUCGGGAGGGAUUGCGCUCAUUUUCAGUCAGGUAUAUUUCAUUAAAGAACACAACAUUGUUGCACCAUAUAAAAUAGAAAGAGGCACAAUGGAAUAUGUCUUUGAAUUGGAUGUUUCAGGGAAAGUGGAAGAUGUUGUGGAGACGUUGCUUCAGCUUCACAGAGCAUCCUGCCUUGACAAACUAGGGGACCAAACUGCUAUGAUAACAGCUAUUUUGCAGUCACGUUUGGCUAGAACAUCAUUUGACAAAAACAGAUUCCAAAGUGUUUCUGAAAAGCUGCACAUGGAAUGCAAAGCAGAAAUGGUGACCCCUCUGGUGACAAAUCCUGGACACGUGUGCAUCACUGACACCAACCUAUAUUUCCAGCCUCUCAAUGGGUACCCAAAACCUGUGGUCCAGAUAACACUCCAGGAUGUCCGCCGCAUUUACAAAAGGAGACAUGGCCUCAUGCCUUUGGGCUUGGAGGUGUUUUGCACAGAAGAUGACCUGUGUUCCGACAUCUACCUAAAGUUCUAUGACCCACAAGAUAGAGAUGACCUCUAUUUUUAUAUUGCCACGUAUCUAGAGCACCACGUGGCGGAGCGCACGCCCGAGAGCUACACCCUGCAGUGGCAGCGUGGGCACCUUUCCAACUACCAGUACCUGCUGCACCUCAACAACCUGGCAGACCGCAGCUGCAAUGACCUGUCCCAGUACCCGGUGUUUCCGUGGACAAUCAGCGAUUAUUGCAGUUCAGAGCUAGAUUUGUCAAAUCCAGGAACCUUCCGGGAUCUUAGUAAGCCAGUAGGGGCCCUAAAUAAGGAGCGGCUGGAGAGACUACUGACACGCUACCAGGAGAUGCCAGAGCCAAAGUUCAUGUAUGGCAGUCACUACUCUUCCCCGGGUUAUGUGCUGUUUUAUCUUGUCAGGAUUGCCCCAGAGUAUAUGCUGUGCCUACAGAAUGGAAGAUUUGAUAAUGCAGAUAGAAUGUUCAACAGUAUUUCAGAAACUUGGAAAAAUUGUUUGGAUGGUGCUACAGAUUUUAAAGAGUUGAUUCCAGAAUUCUAUGGUGAUGAUGUCAGCUUCUUAGUCAAUAGUCUGAAGCUGGAUUUGGGGAAGAGACAAGGAGGGCAGAUGGUAGAUGAUGUGGAACUUCCGCCAUGGGCACAGAGUCCCGAGGACUUUCUUCAGAAAAGCAAAGAUGCACUGGAAAGCAAUUAUGUAUCAGAGCACCUUCACGAGUGGAUUGACCUAAUAUUUGGCUACAAGCAAAAAGGAAGCGAGGCUGUUGGGGCCCAUAAUGUAUUUCAUCCCCUGACCUAUGAAGGAGGUGUAGACUUGAACAGCAUCGAGGAUCCUGAUGAAAAAGUAGCCAUGUUAACCCAAAUCUUGGAAUUUGGGCAGACACCAAAACAGCUCUUUGUGACACCACAUCCUCGAAGGAUCACCCCAAAGUUUAAAAGUUUAUCCCAGACCUCCAGUUAUAACACUUCCAUAGCAGAUUCUCCAGGUGAAGAGUCUUUUGAGGACCUGACUGAAGAAAGCAAAACACUGGCCUGGAGUAACAUCUCAAAACUGCAGUUGCACGAGCAAUAUAAAAUCCACAAAGAGGCGGUUACUGGCAUAGCGGUCUCUGGCAACGGAUCAUCAGUCUUUACAACCUCACAAGAUUCCACCUUGAAGAUGUUUUCUAAAGAAUCCAAAAUGCUACAAAGAAGUGUAUCAUUUUCAAAUAUGGCAUUAUCAUCUUGUUUACUUUUGCCAGGAGAUGCCACUGUCCUAAGUUCCUCGUGGGAUAAUAAUGUCUAUUUUUAUUCCAUAGCAUUUGGAAGACGCCAGGACACAUUAAUGGGACAUGAUGAUGCUGUUAGUAAGAUCUGUUGGCAUGACGACAGGCUGUAUUCUGCAUCGUGGGAUUCUACAGUGAAGGUAUGGUCUGUUGUUCCUGCAGAAAUGACAGGCACCAAAAGACACCAAUUUGACAUGCUGGCUGAGCUGGAACACGAUGUCGGUGUGGAUACAAUCAAUUUAAAUGCUGCAAGCACACUGUUGGUUUCAGGCACCAAAGAAGGCACGGUGAAUAUUUGGGACCUCACGACGGCCACCGUAUUGCACCAGAUUCCAUGUCAUUCGGGAACUGUGUGUGACGCUGCUUUUAGCCCAGACAGUCGCCACGUCCUCAGCACAGGAGAAGAUGGCUGUGUAAAUGUAAUCGACGUGCAGACAGGAAUGCUUAUCUCCUCUAUGACUUCACACGAGCCCCAGAGGUGCUUUAUCUGGGAUGGAAAUACUGUUUUAUCUGGAAGUCAGUCUGGUGAACUGCUUGUUUGGGACCUCCUCGGAGGAAAAGUCAGUGAGAGAAUACGGGGACAUAAAGGUGCUGUGACAUGUAUAUGGAUGAACGAACAGUGUAGCAGUAUCAUCACAGGAGGGGAAGACAGACAAAUUAUGUUCUGGAAAUUACAGUAUUAAGUGCCUUUUCUUCUCCUGAAUAUUAAAUUGAACUCUAUUUAAUGUAUUUUUAAACCAAACUUUUAAAUGAACUGGUGAAUGUGCAAUGGUAGUAAUUAGAAGUUUUACCACAUAAGAAAUUUGUGGUUUUAAACUUUCUAAAUCAUGGUGACUUCACUGAAAACUACUAGUUGCCAGCCAUUAAGGCAGAUAAAGAUACAGCAGCGUUAGGGAGAAAACAUUACAUUUGUAAGGCAGAUGAUCAUCCCAGAUGGUCAGAAGACAGGUUUCAGGGACAGAGUGAAUAGCUAAGAGAUGCUAAACUGGGCUGAGGAAACAUUCAGAAAGCCAAAUUUUCCAAGAAAAUGUGCAGUAUUCUCCACUACUUCUGAGUCCCUCUAUUUUGUCUUCCUGUUUUACACAAUUGCUGCCCAUUGGGUUUGGUAUGUGUGUUUUCAUGGAGUGGUUACUUUCUAUAACCUACUGUCCCGAGUCUAAGGACCUGGGGAGGGAAUAGCAGUUCUUAUAACAGCAAGCUUACUGUAUAGGAACAGUGUAUUUCAUUACAGCUAUUAAAUGCUCAUCUUUUCUACAUUAAAAAUAUUUUUCUGUAAUGAAA